CUGGCACAUAGUAUUGCUGGUGAUCUCGUGUCGCGCACUCUAAUUUCCAACCUUUUUUUUUAACUGAAAGGGGUCUACCGCAACCCGAUCUGCUUUUUUCACAGAUUCAAUCGCCACUAUCAUGAAAUUGGCGCUUGCCCUGCUUUCCUACCUCGUAGUGUCGUUAGCCGCGCCGGUGGUGGUGGUGGUGGCGACGCCACAGCUUCACGAACUCGAGGACAUUCCCGCCGACUCCACUCUGGGCAUGAAACUGCUAGCCAACGCUCGUCAGCUGGACCAGAAUAAUGCGGCUUACGAAAGUACGUGGAUCUCGGGAUAUUCCAUCAAGUUUCAGGGAUGUCACCACAUCUCGCAAUGGAACGAACAGGCCAACGGUAACGACGAUGUCCGUAUUGCUACCAAGCGUCUCGUGCGUUUCCGAUUGUGUCCGACGGGCUCGUGCUCGAGCUCCUCCGCCAAGGGUUGCAGUGGAGGCUACGGUGACUACAUUAUUGAUAUGAACACGUACUUGGCUGCCUACAUUGAAGCCAAGCAGGAGUAUCAACAGUUCCGGUGCGAUUACCUGUACAACUACGUCUGUCAAUGCGACAACAAUGGCGACGACAACUAUUCCCAAGAAAAGUGCUUGUGGGAUUGCUACGCGGGGCACAACAUGGAUGGAGUGUGUAUGGAAAACAACCCUUACAACGCAAACAAUGGUGGUAACAACGCACAGCAAUUCAACCUGGGGAAUUACAUGUAUUGUGCACAAGCCAGCUUUAACGCAGCAUACUACGUCGGACCGUACUGUGCUAGCCAGGGAGGGUCUAUUUACCUAGGCGUUUUUACCGAUGACGCAUGCACGACCUUUGCCGAUAAUUCGGGUGGACGAGAAACCUACUACCAGCUUGCUGGUGAUGAUCUACCCUACGGAAAAGCCAACCUCGUUGAUAUGGACUGUUUUAGUUGUCAAGAACCCGCCGAGAACAACAACGACGGAAACGAUGCGCAAGAUGCCGAUACUGUGGCGGAUGUUUGCGAAACAAUCUACACCGCGGCCGGAAAAUGCGAAUCCAACCUGCCCUCUGGUACAUCCUACUCACCUAACACCUCCGCCUGUAACUACAUGGAGGGUAUCAAAAUUGUACGCAAGGAUGGGACCGUUGUUACUGCUGAGGCUAAGGCCAACAAGACUGCUUCUGUUUUUAUUGGUCUCUUUAUUGUGGCAUUCGUUCUGCUGUCGGCGUACGUUUACUACCUCAAGACUAAGCUGGACCGGGCGUCUAUCAAUCUGGCAGAGUAAAUCUAGUUUUUCAUAGAAAAAAUAAAGGGAUACAGGAAUGUAAUUGUUAACUCU
Messenger RNA from Phaeodactylum tricornutum CCAP 1055/1, 1336 nucleotides. RefSeq lists its product with no specific name. The coding region runs from base 122 to 1282 and encodes 386 amino acids. The transcript has 2 exons. The record is from RefSeq and is a predicted model, not a curated record. Lineage: Eukaryota; Bacillariophyta; Bacillariophyceae; Surirellales; Neidiaceae.